AUGAUGCAUUCAAAAUUUAUACUGUGCGCAUUAGUUGCAAUCCUUUCUACAAGAAGCUAUUUCGUUUCGUCGAUUCCUCAUGAGAAACGAGGGUUCUCUGGUGAUGGGACUUAUUAUAAUCCUGGACUGGGCGCAUGUGGACAAUCAAGUGGUUCUGGCUCCUUCAUUGCCGCUAUUAAUAGACCACAAUGGGGAAAUCCUGCAAAUCCUAACAGUAACCCUAUUUGUGGGAAACAAGCAAAAGUAACAGGGCCAAAAGGAAGUUGUACCGUUACUAUAGUUGAUUUGUGCCCUGAAUGCGCAUUUGGUAGUUUAGAUUUGUCACCAGCAGCAUUUAAUGCAAUUGCUGACCCAAAUGCUGGAAGAGUCCCAAUAUCCUGGGACUUUGUUGCCGUAUUUUUCUUCAAUGGUCUAGUCGGUACAAAAUCAGGUCCAGGACCAUCUACAUUACCUGAUGGCACUAAUCCAUUAGAUUCCUCUUCGAAAUUUUUAAAAGGUCAACCUCAUGCUAACGAUAAUAAUAGCAUUGAUGAUAGCGUUGAUGAUAUCGCUGACAAUAGCGAUAGUGAGAAAGGAAAGACUGUAUCGUCUGUAUCAUUUGUCGAAGCUACUCCAACCCCAUAA
Ambispora gerdemannii is the source of this 624-nucleotide messenger RNA. NCBI's taxonomy places the organism in Eukaryota, Fungi, Glomeromycota, Glomeromycetes, Archaeosporales, Ambisporaceae. The record is from the annotation of a GenBank genome assembly.